Rodentolepis nana is the source of this 1023-nucleotide messenger RNA. Lineage: Eukaryota; Metazoa; Platyhelminthes; Cestoda; Cyclophyllidea; Hymenolepididae. The record is from the annotation of a GenBank genome assembly.
AUGGGUUAUACAGUAUUCAUUGAGCGAGACACGAAGUCGUUCUCUCCAAAUAUUCACAAAGUUGAGACAUUUGCUGCGGGAGCCCUUCGUGGUAUGUGUAGUCCUCGCAAUCCUUGUGUUGGUGAAAACACAAUCUGUGAUUCUGGACAAUGCGUUUGCAAAGCUGGCUUCAUUGAAAAACGGCACAAGUGUGUUCCAUCUCUUUGCAGUAAACCUGAUUUGCAGUUCCAAUGUGAUGAUGGAACAGCUUGUAUUGCAAUUUACAAUGUCUGUAACGGAAUUUCUGAAUGCCGAGAUGGUUCGGACGAAAACUUUUGUGAUAAAUCUGCAAUCCUCUCUCCGUCGAUUUCAAUGAAACCAGCGUUUACGAAGCCACAAGAAGCUGAGUCAAAAUCGAGUGCAGCUCUCCGCAAUGUUGUCUCAUCGCCUUCAAGGAAUCGUUUUCCUGUGGCUUCACGGCUACUUUAUCAUUCCAGGCUUGAUGGCGAUUCUCCGGAGACGGUUUUCGACUCUUCCUUGAAAGGGCUCCCUAGUAAAACAUUUCAAAUAAUCCGUAAUCUGCCAUCGAGACGAUCUUAUGAUGAUAGAAGAGAAUAUCCGUCCUCUGACUAUUACUCAACCAUUGGACCGGAUGAACCAACGCUAAUAGUUUCAGAACCUCGGCGAAAGUCGUUUCUAUCUGAUGAAGCUUUGGAUUCUUUUAUAGACCGUCCACCAAGUCAUCUUCGAACUCACGUUAGUUAUACGCAUCCGAAUUUUCUUGAGGAACCCCAAUAUCCAGUGGAGGAAUUGGACUUUGAUCUAAGUCAUAGAAAGAAUGGCCGACUUCCAGGAAGUUCAUAUCUUGAAGCCUUUCAAGAAUUAAACCCCGAAGAAGAGGCUGAAGAAAUUCCGCAUCUUCGAAAGACUGGCUUUGUAAACCAUCGAGGAUUCUUGAGACGCAAGCCAAUACGUCAUCAAAAGCAUUCAUUGGGUGAGUAUUUUUUAUUGAUUUAUGAAACAGAUACCCUCUUAAAUAAAUAA